AGCCAAACCUGCGAGGGCUGCGAGUUGCUGCACGUGCUUUGCGCUUGUUAUAAGCCGCCGAAAGCGCGGAACAACAUAACCUCCCGGUUGCCGCUCUAAUCAGUCGCACGAGAUAUGCCAAGCAAAGUAUCCUCGAGAUCGCGAUUAUACUCGCAUUUUUGUAAACAUUCAUAAAGUGGUUAAAAAAUUAUUUUACUACCGUCUAUUGGAAAAGGCUGCAACAAUGUUGAUUCAAAACUUGAGGACGUUGUGCGAACGUCGCGAAAGCUAUCGCAAUGCGUUUGAUGCCUACCUCGAUUUGACGGAAAUAACACAAGAUUGCGAAGAACUAAUACUUGAGCAACUCCGCGAUAUUUUAAUGAAUCCCGAGUUUGCUAAAGAUGUUGCAGAAUGUUUUCCACAAUUACUUCUUAUUUUACUAACAAUGUCCAUAAAUAAAGACAAAGAACCUGCAACUGAUACAGCUGAUGCUGAUUUAGUGCACAGAAUAAACUGUGCUGUAAUUGGAAAACUAAUUUUAAUACAUCCUGAUGUUUUAGGGUUUGCGUUACAAUAUUUUGAAGCCAAUCCCCCACCGUUCAUAAAUCCAACAAAAACUAAUGGGGAACGUCCUAAAUUGAAAAGACACAAAAUUCAUCAGAUUCCUAGAAAAGUAUCUGACUAUGAAAUUGUCGAAGCGUGUUUUAAUAUUUUACAAGCUUCACCUGAUCACUUCAAGUACAAAUGGAACUGGUCCAAAUUUUAUAAAUAUUUAACAAAUAAAGAUGAUAAAGUGAAGUGGAUUGCAAUAAAGUGUGUAGGUAUAGUUUUGGAAAUGUCAGAGUUAUUAAGAUUGAAUUGCGCUAAAGCUUUGAUUGGUGACAUUGAUCAAUUUAUAACUGAAAUCAAAGAUACUAAUGCAAAUACUGUUUUACAACUGGAAAAUUUCUCAAAAGAUGUUAAAGAAAUAGCUAAGAGAGUUCCAUCUGUUGUCUCAGUUGCGGGUGUAUUAUUACCAGUUUUUAAAAACCAGCUGAAGGAUACAGACACUGAUUUAGUUUCUGUGCAAUCUAUGGAAGAAAACUUACGCUGCUUAGCUCUAGCAGUAGCUUCUAGAAAAUGUAUUUGUUUGCAAGGUUCUGUCGGAUGCGGUAAAACAGCAAUUGUUGAAUAUUUGGCAAAAAUUACUGGCCAUGGCCCUUCAGACUUCAUCAAAGUACAAUUAGGAGAUCAAACAGAUUCAAAAAUGCUUCUGGGAACUUACAGAUGUACAGAUAUACCUGGAGAAUUUAUAUGGCAACCAGGAGUACUAACACAAGCAGUAACUGCUGGGAAGUGGUUACUCCUAGAAGAUAUUGACAGCGCUGCAUUAGAUGUUGCCAGUGUCUUAAGUAACUUGAUGGAAACUGGAACCCUUUCAGUUCCUGGUUACAGAGACACGAUUCAUGUCAAAAGUGGAUUCCAAUUGUUUGUCACUCAAAGAUUAAUACUAACAAUGUCUGGUCUCCAAAAACACACAUCUGGAGCUACAAGUUUAUUGGAAAAGCACUGGCUAUGCGUGAACAUGGAGCCACUGUCAAAAGAAGAAUUAGUAACUGUUGUUCAAACAUUAUUUCCAGUUCUCAAUACUAUUGCUACAAGGAUGGUAGAUGUCUUCUUAUUAUUUUCAGUAGGCAAUCAUGAUAUGAAUACUUCUAGUGACGAAGAUGAAGGAAAAAUUUUGAAGACUGGAAGGUUGAUUUCAACUAGAGAUUUAAUCAAAUGGUGUUCAAGAGCCACACUUGACUUUGUAGUUUCAUCACCAGACUCAGCUUUAAAAUUAUUUCAAGAUGCGAUCGACAUAUUUUGCUGUUCAGUUCCUAAUCAAGAUCAAAGAUUGGCAUUAUCUAUAGCCAUUGCUAAUAAAUUGGGAAUUAUCAAAACGAAAGCUGAGUACUUUGCUCAGACCCACAAACCAUCAAUCGAAUUGAAACCCGACUAUUUUGUCAGUGGACGGAGCAAACUAAAAAGGAAGAAAAAUCAAGUUACCCAAAUUGAAAGAGGUGUAGCCAAAUUUUCAUUUACUCGCCCAUCAGCUUGUUUACUGGAGCGCAUCACGAGUUGUGUGUCACAAAAUGAACCAGUUUUGCUUGUUGGUGAGACUGGUACAGGAAAAACAAGUUCUGUGCAAUAUUUAGCUCGCAGCACUGGUCACAAGUUGAUAGUGAUUAAUAUGAAUCAACAGAGUGAAAGCGCUGAUCUUCUUGGUGGCUACAAACCAGUUGAUUUGAAAUUUUUAAUCUUUCCUAUCAGAGAAGAAUUCGAGCUACUGUUUCGCUCAUACUUUGCAGUAGAACCAAACAAAAAAUUCUUAUCACACAUUGCGACCUGCUACCAGAAAAGUAAAUGGAGAACUUUAGUCGGCUUAAUGACUACCAGUACAAGUGCUGCUGUCAAAAGAUUAAGAUCUAAAAUCACAAGUAUAGAAGAUGAACCCAAAAAUCCGGAAGAAGCUAAGAGCAAAGAAACUCUCGAGAAAUGGGAAAGACUAUCAGCAAAACUAGAUAAAUUGACAUCUCAGGUAAAAGCUCAACUGUCUUUAGCUUUUGCUUUCAUUGAAGGAAGUCUCAUAAAAGCACUUAAAAAAGGAUACUGGGUUCUCCUUGAUGAAAUCAAUUUGGCCAAUGCAGAAACCUUGGAGUGCCUAUCAGGUUUGCUCGAAGGCUCGUCAGGCUCGCUAUCUUUACUCGAAAGAGGUGAUAAAGAGUCCAUCAAAAGACACCCUGACUUCACGGUGUUUGCCUGCAUGAAUCCAGCUACAGAUGUAGGCAAGAAAGAGUUACCUGUCGGUUUGAGGAACAGAUUUACAGAAUUCUACAUCGACGAGCUUACCGAAUUCUCUGACCUGCAGCUUCUCGUAGGCUCUUAUUUAGAAGAGUUGAACUUACCAGCUGAUAAACAGAAGGCCAUAGUAAAAUUUUAUUUGAACGUUCGCAAGGAAGCAACUUGGAGUUUGUAUGACGGAACGGCUCACAAGCCCCAUUACAGCUUGAGAACACUGUGCAGAGCUUUGACUGUAGCUGCUGCUAACCCAUGUGGCAUAGUUUUAAGAUCUCUGUACGAAGCUUUCUGUCUGAGCUUUCUUACUCAACUGGAUCAUAAAUCGUAUCCUAUUGUCCAGAAGAUGAUAGUCGAUGCCAUUUUGGAUAAGAAGUCGGCCAAAGCUGUGAUCAGCUCACCGAUUCCUAAACCAAAGUGCUCCCUACUGGAAGACUUCAUCGAAUUCGAGGGUUACUGGGUAGUAAAAGGCAGUACGGAGCCAGAAACUCCAAAGAACUACAUUCUGACCGAAUCCGUCCGCCGUAAUCUACGCGACGUCGUGCGCGUUGUGUCAAUCGGCAAGAUGCCUCUGUUGCUCCAGGGUGACACCUCCGUUGGUAAGACCAGUCUCAUCACUUAUCUCGCCAAGGCCUCAGGUCACGUCUGCGUGCGAAUCAACAACCACGAGCAUACGGAUCUUCAGGAGUACGUGGGCAGCUACGUUGCCGAUGAGUCAGGCAAACUCGUUUUUAAGGAAGGAAUACUCGUCGAGGCUAUGCGUAAGGGUUACUGGAUCAUCCUAGACGAAUUGAAUUUGGCUCCCAGCGAUGUUCUAGAGGCGUUAAACAGAGUUUUGGAUGACAACAGAGAGCUUUUCAUACCCGAGACUCAGGAAACUGUUAGAGCCCACGAAAACUUUAUGCUUUUUGCAACUCAGAAUCCACCCGGUGUAUAUGGUGGUAGAAAAGUCUUGUCCCGAGCCUUCAGAAAUCGUUUCGUCGAGCUUCACUUUGAUGAGAUUCCGGCCCAAGAAUUGCAGACUAUCUUGCACGAACGCUGCAGUAUGCCACUGUCCUACUGCAAGCAAAUAAUCGCUGUGAUGACUGAAUUGCAAGUACGUCGAAAGAGCACGGCAGCGUUCGCCGGCAAACAAGGUUUCAUCACUCUUAGAGAUUUGUUUCGAUGGGGAGAAAGAUACCGACUUGCUCCGGAUAUGGGUGAAAAAUUGUACGAUUGGAGUCAACAUCUAGCAGACGAGGGUUAUCUUGUUCUUGCUGCUAAGGUUCGCAAACCCGAAGAGGCUGAGGAAAUUAGGGAAGUUAUAAACAAGCACUUGAAGAGAAAAGUGAAUCCAGAAAAUUUGUUUACUUUAAGCGAACACACAUCUCCCGUUACGAAACCUAUUCUAGAAGCGAUAGAAAAAGCAAACGCUUCUUCCUUCAAGCAUGUUGUAUGGACUUACCAUAUGAGAAGAAUGGCAGUUCUCGUCAGAAAAUCAUAUCAGUUUAAAGAACCAGUACUACUAGUAGGAGAAACUGGAGGAGGAAAAACUACUAUUUGCCAACUGAUCGCUCAUAUGAAUGACAAAAAACUGUACAUGGUCAAUUGUCACAUGCAUACGGAAUCGUCCGAUUUUCUGGGUAACUUACGUCCAGUAAGAAGUCACGCCGAUGAAGAUAAUCAAAGAUUGUUUGAGUGGGUUGAUGGACCCUUGAUAAAAUCUAUGUUAAGCGGGGACUUUUUCCUUGCGGACGAAAUAUCUUUGGCGGAUGACAGCGUUCUUGAAAGAUUGAAUUCUUUACUUGAGCCAGAAAGAAGUCUUUUGUUGGCAGAAAAAGGAAUCGACGUUGGCGAAGACUCUAAAGAUGUCGAUAAUACCAUCGUUGCCCACGAGGAUUUCUUCUUCAUCGGUACAAUGAAUCCUGGUGGUGAUUAUGGAAAGAAAGAAUUAUCCCCGGCGCUCAGAAAUCGUUUUACGGAGAUCUGGUGCGAUGGAUGCACAGAAAGAAAAGACUUGCAGGCUAUUAUCGAACACAACCUUAGUGAGGAGGUCGGCGAUCGCAGAAGCGUAUUGGCGGACUGUAUUUUGAACUUCGUCGAGUGGCUACAGACUUCAGAUGUCGGAAAACGAUUCACCGUUAGCAUAAGAGAUAUUUUGAGUUGGGUAAAUUUUAUUAAUGCUUGCACUGAAAAGAGUGGCAGCUACAAAUUGAGCCUUUGCGACGCUUACUACCACGGAGCCUGUCUUACUUACAUCGACAGUUUAGGAUCAGGAUUGACGAGCAUGGAAAGUUUGGAAAAGCUUAAAUUGUUCAAAGAUAACGCCUUCGCUUUUCUGGAAACACAAACCAAUACCUUGAAUGAAUCACCAGCUGACGAUUCAAUGGAAGUUGAUCCGGAUCUGCCAGAUCCUACGGACGUGUUUGGAAUCCCCCCAUUUUUCAUCCCGAAAGGCUCUAACCCUUGCGAGGAUAAUGCAUCGUUCACUUUCCUCGCUCCUACUACGCAACAGAACACCUUAAAACUUCUGCGAGCCCUUCAGCUUCGUAAGCCACUGUUGCUCGAGGGUAGUCCUGGUGUUGGUAAAACAAGCCUCGUCUGUGCUCUUGCAAAGGCGUCCGGUCACACUUGCCUGCGUAUAAAUCUGAGCGAUCAAACAGAUGUGUCAGAUCUAUUUGGUGCUGAUCUACCCGUUGAAGGUGGUAAAGGUGGUGAAUUUGCCUGGCGUGACGGUCCAUUUUUGCGAGCUUUGAGAGCAGGACACUGGAUUUUAUUGGAUGAAUUGAAUUUAGCCUCGCAGUCUGUGCUCGAGGGUCUCAAUGCCUGCUUUGAUCAUCGAGGCGAAGUAUACAUUCCCGAAUUAGGAAAAACUUUCACGGUAAAACCAGAGACUAAGUUAUUCGCAUGCCAGAAUCCAUUGAGACAGGGUGGAGCAAGACGUGGAUUGCCCAAAUCCUUUUUAAACAGAUUCACCCAAGUAUUUGUGGAUGCGUUGACAGACGAUGACUUGAUAUUCAUAGCAGCUUCGCAGUUCCCACAGAUAGAUAAGGAUGUGAUUGGCAAGAUGAUUGAGUUUAAUUCAAAAUUAGCGAAGGAGGCUGGAGUAUCUUGGGGCUACAACGGGGCUCCGUGGGAGAUGAAUUUGAGAGACGUCAGUAGAUGGUGCGAAGCUACAAUUGCUGCUUCUGACGAUGAUAGAGAGAUUUGCAAUCCAGGAAGCGCUGUAGAACUUAUCUAUGUGGAUAGAAUGAGAACCAAAGAAGAUAAGCGCAAAGUGAAAGAAAUUUAUAAUGAGAUUUUUGCUGAAGGAAAUUAUCCAGUUUUAUCUUCACCGCUGGUGCAUAUAACCGAUGAAAAUGUACACUUUGGAGAAGUGACUCUACCGAAAACUGACACGUCUUUCUGCAGCGAUCAGAACUUGUUGCUUCUUCGAGAUCAAAUAUCGACUUUGCGUAGUCUAGCACAAUGUGUCAAGAUGAAUUGGAUGUCGAUACUUGUUGGAGGAUCUGGUUGUGGAAAAAGCAGUGUUGUGCGAGUUUUAGCGCAUAUGACGGGUCAGAAGCUACAGUCGAUUGCGGUGAAUUCAGCGAUGGACACGACGGAAAUCUUGGGCGGCUUCGAACAGACCGACUACAAUCGACACCUGGAGCAACUAGUCGAGAAAACGGAAAACUUGUUGACGCACAGUCUGAAGACUAAAGUGAGCAAGGAAAAUAUUUCCCAGAUAGAGAAGUACCAAGCGCUAAUUGAAAGAGUCCGCGAACUUUCGCACGAUGAUUGCGAGUCCGUUACCAUGGCUCUCGCCACGAGCCUGUUUCUUCAAAAAAUUGACGAACUGCUGAAGCUUCUGAACGAGAUGAAGAGUCUUGAGAAUUCAGUGCUGUCGGAAAUAGCGCAGAUCGAAGGAAAUCUGAGCAAACUCAAAGAGUUCGUCGAGCAAGACAAGUGCUUGAACGCCGGUGGGAAAUUCGAAUGGGUCGACAGUAUCCUCGUGAAGUGUUUGCAAGAAGGAACGUGGCUGCUCAUAGAUCAAGUGAAUCUGUGCAGUCCUGCAGUAUUGGACAGGCUGAAUGGGCUGUUAGAACCCAACGGCGUUCUUAGUAUCGGCGAGCGCGGCGUCGAUAGCGAGGGAAACGUCGUGACCAUCAAGCCUCAUGAAAAUUUCAGACUCUUUUUAACGAUGGACCCGAGAUACGGCGAGAUAUCCAGGGCUAUGAGGAACAGAGGCGUGGAAAUCUAUAUGCUCAAUUACAACGAGAAUCCAGAAACCGGCAAACUCGACUAUAGGUCUCUGCUCUACAACAGCGGCUUGACGAAAAGAAACCAUCAAGAGGCCCUCAUGGCGAUCCACACAGAGGUCUCCGAAGACCCGUCCAACGUCGACAACCUGAACGUCAUUCAGCUGCUCCACAGCGCCUUCCUCGUGGUACAGCAGCUCGCCCGCGGUUUUCCAGUAUUAGAAGCUUUCAAAAGCUCCUGCACCGACGUCUACCUCAAAGCUCGUUCCGUCUUCCAUCAAGAGACGAGAAUGCGUUUGGCGUCGAUCAUCGGGGACAACAUUCAGAAAUUCGGUAUCAACGAGAGCGACGACUACGUCUUGGAUCUGAAUGCGGCCACGUGCACCCUGAAAAACUUGCAGGACAACUCCAAACUAACGCUCCUAAGACAGGAAGGACUCCUUCUGGACUGGUGCGUUCAAGGCUACUGUGUGGGCUGGUCGGCCAAGAACGAAAGUGCCAAGUUCUCGCUCAAGACGGACUUCAUCAACGAGUUCUUCGCGGCGGUCGCCGAUCAGAAUCACAUUAUCAGCGUCGAAGUACUGGACAUUUUACCGUACAUCCUGCUGAACUUCUACGAGCACUCGUCGGUCAGCGACGUAGAUUUCCGGGAAAUGUGGGCAGCGAACAUUUUCCAGAAGAACUCCAACCUGGAGUUCUUGGAGAAGAAAAACUCGACGUUGGCCCAGGAAAUCUUGGCCUUUGACUUUGAAGAUUGCGAUUUAAAGCUGCCUUGGGACGGCAAACACUUUGCGAACGCCAAUAACCUGGCGCUACUUCUAUACUAUGAAACUCUAGUCGUGGACGACAACAUGGAUAGAGGAUGGAAAGUCGAAGGCAGGCAAAAUACGAUCAGUCUUUCUCAGUUUUCAGAGGCACAUCGCCAGGGUAAGAUGACUGGAUCAAAUUUGAAGAACCAAAUCCUCAUAACCAAGUAUGUGUCAUUUUUACUUCAAGUAAAAAAAUUCAUUGACAACAUACUCAGGUACAACAAAAAGGUAAUAGACAACUCGAAAUACGUCGCGCUUCGUCAAAACUUGAAAUACUUUAACAGAUUUUGCGAUCUGGGCAAAAUGAUAUUGUUGAAUAAGGCAGAAAGUUCUCAAAACUUACUCAAGCAAAUCGAUGAAGUAGGUCUGUUACUGAAAGUACACUACAAGUGGUUGAAAAAGUUCAUCAGGUUCCUCGAAGACAAUUACGAAGGUCAUAAACUAAACACAGACUAUAAGAAGGAAAGUGAUCUUGUGAAAUCUUUAAUGAACGAAAUCGACAACAGCUUGAUGUCCGUUUACGAUCCGUUUAGGAAAAUUUGCAAAAUUUACAAAAAGCACAUUAACUCGCCUCUGCCAUGUUCCUCGGAUAUCGUAUUAAAAACGUGCUCAUCGCUACAGGAAAUUACGGACUCAUUCUCCACCUCAAGGAAUAAGUAUAUCAAAGCAAACAGUUUAUCGAAUGAGCCGAAAUUCAUCACAUUGCAGACUGAUGAAGCAUUGAAAAUUCGAUCAGAGUUGAUAAAUUUGUGGCACAACAUCUAUGCCAAUGAAGUACUCGACGAGAACGUGUCUGAAAUUUUACAAAAAAUGACUGAUUUCUGUGCAACCUACUUGAACAUCACAGAGACACCUAAAGAAUCAGAAAUGCGCACUCCGUCACCUAAAGAUAUUGUAAAGAUGACGACGAAGAUUCAACUUUGGCCUAUUCAUGAGUAUAUGUUUACGCUGUUUGUGGAAUCCUUCCGCAGAAAACUUUGCGAAAAAUUAACUGAAGAGGGAGAUAACGUUUCUUUACCAUCCACUUAUCUAUCUUCUCACCAUUCGAGCUUACCCAAUAUACCUGCUGAAUUACUUGCUAUAUUGAAUACUAUUUGUACUAAACAAGACGACCCUCAGGAGAGAAACCGCUUAUUAUUUGCAUUGUCCAUCUGGUUCUCUAAGUUCACCGAAAAUUCUUACGCUAUCAAACAUUUCAAACAAGUAUCGCACUGGAAAAGCGUAAGUUCAGAUCAAAAGGAUGACUCCGCUUAUCUUCCUGAAAUAUCAGAUAGAGAAAAUCUAACCAGUGGACCUGUACUCGUGAGCUUAGUCUCUGAACUAAUUCUGAAUAUGUCGCAGUCGACGAAUCCUGAAAAAUCUGCUAUCGUGACUGGAGCUAAUCUUGGUAGUUAUAGUGCGCGUCUUGAGCAACUAAAAACUCUCAACGAUACUCUGUGGAAAAACAGCGUAGCUUUGAACUCCUUGCAAUUCAAUCAUACUUCCAACGAUUUGAUAACUUUACGCUGCUUGCUGAAGGAAUUCUUAGCAUGUUGUGAUAGAGUGGAGGCUGAUUCGUCCCUCAAGCAAUCAAUCGAAAGCGAGAAGCUACUUCCCAGCGUUAAAUCAACAGUGAGCAAGGAAUAUUUGCAGCCCUUAGAAGAUUUACGCAGUAUUUCGGAAACCUUGACUACGGAAACAUCUAGUCUGAAUAGAGGCAAAGCUUGGACUCUCCUAGGAUACCUUCAAGCUUUCGUAUUCGGCAAUAUGAGUUACAUCGACCCGGUGUACAAAGUAGCUAUCAAGCUGCGUUACGUUGAGGAAGAUGUCAACGACUGUGAAAACACUCUUUAUGUUGCCAAGUUGUACUCUAGAAUUUUAGGACUAUUGGACAACCAUAUUGCUCAUCCACGAUUCCAUGCUAUAGAGGCAAACCUUGAACAGUUAAAGGAGGAAAAGGAUUCUUUGCAGAAAUUGAAGGCUGUGAGACCAGCUAACGCAGAAUUUAUCACCUUAUCGAAAGAAUUCACCAAUUUCCGAACAGCUCUUGGUUCCUACGCUAUAGUUGACAAACACGUACAGAAACUGAUUGAAACUACCACCAACUUAAAGAACGAGGUGAAUGAAAGCAAUAUACAAAGCGCUCGUUCCACCAAAAGAGAAGCUGAGAUCUGGCUAGAGUCGAUGCGAAGAUUUAUGGACCAGAUAGAAUCCAGAUUCCUAUCCGGCUACCCCGACAUUGUCUAUCCCAUUCUCGCUGGUCUCGCUCAGAUGCGUCACGGUAUUCGAAUCCUCAUCGACGAAAGUAGUCGCCUAGUAGCCGUCGCAGAAUCCAAAUUCGACUCUGAAAAAUUAGGAUCCUUCAUACGCGAUUUAGUCCGUUUCCCAACUGUCGGUCCAAAACAAGAAAAUCUUUUGAGCUUGGUUGAGUUAUGUACCUCACACGAGAGCAGAGAAUUGCUAAGCGUUAAUAUGAAAACAGAAAAUACUUUCGUGACGCUGCAAGAGCAAUUUAGGUUAACCAUAGCGGGUCUUUAUGAAUUCUAUAACUACAUUGUAAUAAAAGGCAACUUGACAAAAGACCUGUGGGUGCAGCUGAACAACCUUCUGCAGCAAAUUGUCUUGAUCUGGCGCCAGCAGCAGACAGAAAUGGAGAAACGCGAAGCCGAAAAGGACAGUUUGUACAAGAAUCGUGUUAAGGUUAAGGGAGAAAGUUUGACCGAAGAAGAGCAGAUAGCUCAGGAACUCAAGAGCUUGUUCCCUACUCAUAGAGAAGAUGAUUUUGCUGAUGUCGAUAGCAGUCUUGUUCCAACUUUGGAGAAGAAGGUCACGGUGGAAAGUAAAGUGGAAGAUUUUGGAGCUUUGAUCACUGAGAACGAUAUCAAAGAAGUUCAGAACAUUCAUUCAAGUAUCAUUAAAUCUUUCACGUCUUCCGAAUGGCUUCUUAAAAAUGCUAACGAAUCUCGUCCAGACUUUAUAGAGCCUUUACUUCAGCGGUACAACACCUUUGGCCUAUUAUUAGACAGAGUGGCGCCAGCACUCAACCAUAAACUAACCAGCGAAUUGUACACAAGUUUGAACGUUCUUACCCAGUUAGUAGCUCGACUCGGUCAAGGCGAAACUCUCAAUCCCGAGAGCUGUAUUAAGACAGCCAAAAAGAGCAGUAAGUUGUACGAUUACUACAGAGACAGCAAUGUCGAAGAAGUGAAGCAGUGCGUACCUCUGUUGGAGAGAAUCUCGAAUAAAAUAAUCGAGCUUUUGAACGAAUGGCCAGAGCAUCCGACAUUAGUCUCCAUUAGAAUCAUAUUGCAUAGAAUCUACUCUUUUCCUGUAACUUCGGCAGUAUCGAGAUUCUUGACAGGUUUAGAAAUGUUACUGGUCAAGAUGCACGAGUGGGAAGAAAAUGCUCACAGUGGAGUGAGUUUGACGGAAUUCAUUUUGUCACUGACACAGCAGAUUAUAUCUUGGCGUAAGCUGGAAUUAACUUGCUGGAAGGAUUGUCUGAUAACUGCUCAGUUAAGAUUGCGGUCGCAGACGUCCAAGUGGUGGUUCUUCCUGUACGAUCUAUUCGAGAGUUAUGUUUCAAAGAAUCCUUCGUCAGAAAAAUCUAAAGAAGAUGCUAUAACAACUAAGAAGUUAAUAGAAUCUUUAGAGAUCUUUAUGAGGGAGUCUUCUUUUGCGCAAUUCGAAGCUAGAUUAGAGCUUCUUCUAACCUUCCAUUGUCAUACUUAUUAUCUGAAUCCAAGUGUUGAACGCGACAAUGCACUGGCAAUCUCCUGGAAUAUUUACAACUAUUACAGUCAAUUCUUACCCGAUAUCAACAACAGAAUAAGCGCGAUUAAAGCACCAAUCGAGAAGAAACUUAAAGACUUUGUAAAAAUCGCGCGAUGGAAUGACAUAAGCUAUUGGUCAGUUAAGGAGACAGUAGAAAAAACUCAUCGAACUUUGCACAAGCACAUCAAGGAAUAUGAAACCGGUUUAAAGGACGUUGUAACGCCCUUCUUGGUUGUCAAGCCAACUUAUAAGAGCGAGGCAGGUAUCUGGGAUAAACCAAAGGCUGAUCACGACAGUAGUGUUGAUCCCAACGACUAUUUAGCUCCAACACCUAAACUCAUUAUCACCGAUGUUACCAUCAAAAGUGAUCUGAUCUCAAGGGUUGAUAGUCACUAUCUAUCGCGCGCAAAGAAACUCUGCAAAGAGGCUAUUUUGACAUCAAUGUAUCCAGGACUAAGAAUGAGCCUUGAAGAAUUCAUCGAAGAGUUUAUGAGCCAUAGUGCGCGUCUUCGAGCUCUCGAAAUAGACAGAACGCAACUUCAGCCCAAGCAGAAGUCCCAGGCAAAGAACAUCUUGCAACAAAAGCGUAUGGCCUUAGCCGAUUAUUUCAAAACGCUACAAGGUUUUGGAGUUUCUCAUAGAAUCGGUGUGCUGGCUUGGAAGAACCGAUUGGAUGAGGUAUUGGACUUUACUAUACCACCCAUAGAGCUGAGAACAUCGUUCAAUUCAGCUGGCUCUGGUAUAAUUGAGAAAAAAACUUUGGAGCAAUGGGAGGGCUGCGAAAGAUAUUAUUACAAUUCGCUAAUCAAGUUGAAUGCUCUUGACCAAGCACUUUUGUCAAAUAAAACGGAUCUUGGACCUCAGAAUAUGGAAUGGUGCAAGGGUUUCUCUGCCCAUUUAAUGCUUUUGGCUAAUAAGCAAAAGAAGGUCCUUGCUUCAGUCUUGAAGUAUUUCGUAAGAGUACGUUCUCAAGUCUUAAAUCUCGCUAAGAUCAACAUCGACGAUUUAGCAAUAACCAAACAAAAAGAUCUGUGGCAUAGUGCUACUAAUUUAAGAGAACUACUGAUCACUUCACGGACUAUCCUAGAACAAUUCUUGGUUUAUCUACAGGCUUGUCCCACUGAGUCUCAAAUUGAAGGUGACGAUUACUCGUACAAUCUAGAUACCAAUGAUCUACCUAUCGUUAACUGCAAGAGAGGUGAUGAAUUGUGGGAGAAGACAAACACUUACGUAAAAGAGUGCCUCACUGGCAUCGCAGAUCUUUCAAAGAAGUUUAAUAUUACAUUCUCUGAACUUGAUAUUAUUAACGAAGAGGACCGUACAGAUGAUGUGCAGGCUUCUAUUAUGACAUCUAAACAUUUUGCAUUUUUAAAAGAUAGUUUUGGUUCUUUGAAAAAUAUUAGAGAAAAAAUAAACCAAUUUGCGGCUAUAUUCGAUGCAGUAGAAGACGGAAAACAUCCGCUACUAGAAAAUAUAACUUUCCUCGAAAGAAAUAUGGCAAAUCAACUCGAUCAGUUUGAAAAAAUAAAUACUUACGUUAAUGAGCAAUCAGAAUCAGAAAGUCCGUCAGAGAAGGAAGUUUUGGAUAAAUGUGAAAGUGAUUUCGAAAAAUUAGUGAGUUCAAUUCUUCUCGUUAUUCAAAAUAAGUACAAAGAUAAUCUAGCCCCUGCGAUUGAAAAAGACGAUAAAAAUGAAUCUGAACGCGAAAAAGAACAAGAAGAUACAGAGGAUGAAUAUGAAAAGAACAAAUUAAGAGAAAAAUUAGUCGAAUCAAUUGAAAAAGAUAUAGCAACUUUAAAGUUGAAAGAAAUUUAUGAAAUUCUGAACGGUUUAUUGAGAAUUAUACUAAAUGGAGAUUCAAAAGUUAUUCAAAGUGGUUGCAGGCUUCUACAGAAGUGUCUACCUCUGCUCCAGCAAUAUCUUCUUCUUGCUCAAUUUUACUUAAACGAACAAGUCGCAUCUCUACGGAUCACUUGCAAGAUUUUGCAUAUGCAGCUGAACGUUUUCUUAGAUCUUGCUACCAACGGUUUCUGCGUCCCGAAAGACUUGGAUCUUGAAGAAGGCGACGAAGGUUCUGAAGAGAAAAGCGGUAAAGGAGGUAUGGGACUUGGUGAUGGCGAAGGAGAGAAGGAUGUGUCAGAACAAAUUGAGACAGAAGAUCAACUCGAGGACGCAAAACCGGCAGGCCAGGAGAAAGAAAAACCUGAAGAUAAAGAAUGCCCCGAGGAAGAUAAUGGAAUUGAAAUGUCGGAAGAUUUUGAGGGCCAGUUACAGGAUGUAGAGCCAAAAGAAGAUGAAGAUGGAAACAAGGACGAGGAAGAUGAUGAGGAUAUUGAUAAACAAAUGGGCGACACUGCCGACGGAUCUGAUAAAUUAGAUGAGCAAAUUUGGGGAGACGAUGAAGACGAACCUGAGUCUGAAGAAACAGAGAAGAAAGAUGAUGAAAUUGGUGAUGGAGAAAAAACAGGUGAAAAAGAAUUUGGUGCCAAAGAUGAACGUACAACUGAAGAUUCGGACGAGAAAGGUAAUGAUGAUCAAGACGAAGAAAGAAAAGAAGAACAGAAGGAAAUCAAUGAAAUGGAAGAACCAGAAUACGAUGAAGAUCAAGUUAAUCCUUAUCACGGCAAACAUCAACCUGAACCAGAGCCAGAACCACUUGACCUUCCAGAAGAGAUGAAUAUGGACGAUGAAGAUGAUGCGAAAGAUGAAGAGCCAAAUAACGAAGAGAAUCCCUUCGAUAUUGACAAAAUGAAAGAGGCUAUGCCUCCUCCAGAAGCUGAGGAAAUGGAAACCGCUGAGGAAGAAGUACAAGAAGACAAGGACACCAAAAAUCAAGAUUCGAGUGAUGAAGAGGAUGCAAAUGAUCCCGAAAAACCCGCUGACAAAGCUGAGCAAGAGGAUGGUGCAAAUGAAGACGAAAAUGAGGAGGAAAGUGCUCAAAAAGCGCCGGACGCUGGUAAGGAGAAUCCAGAGGAAGAAGAAACAAAAUCCGAAGAAAAGGAGCAAGAACCAGAAGAAAAAGCCUUACCAAGCACCGACGAAACAUCCAAGGAGAUGGAUGCCGCAGAGCAAGCUGAUCAGCAAGAAGGUGGUUCGCGCGAUCAAGUAGCUAACCAAGCUGAGAAUGAGCCGGAUCAAAAAGAGGAAUCUAGCGCUGAAAAUUGGCAGGAUGAGAAAAAAGAUAAGGGUACAGGUCAGUCUCAAGCAGAGCAGCACGAUUCUGGACACUCAGGUUCGUCAGCCGAGAAGACGCAGCCAACUACAAAUCAAGAAAACGAAGCACAACAAAACGAAAAGAGAAAGAAUCCUGGAAAAAGCGACGAAGAUCAUACUUUGGCUGAAAAAAUAGAGCCUGACAAGAAAAAGCUGCGUACUAUGAUACAUUCCAAAGACAAGGCACCUGAGGAUGAUAACAACGAAGAAGGUGCAGAACAAGAGGAAGAAGGCGAUCCAGAUAUAUGUCAGCACGUGAAGGAAAAAGAGAAAUUCGAUCACUAUGCUGUAGACGCAGCUACUGAGGAACAAUCGAAAGAGCAAGCAUCAAAUAUGGAACAGGAGAAGGAACCACCUAAAGACGAAGAAGAAGCAAUGGAUGUCGAUAUGCACGAAGAUGAAGAAGUCGAAAUGGAAGAAGAACCUGCCUCGAAACAAAACUCUGAGAAAGUAUCUACUGAUGAUAAAUCCAAGGAUAAGAAAGAUUCGAAGGAGAAAGGUCGUACGGAGGAUGGGCAGCUCGAAACCGUUGUGGAUGUCGAAGGCGAAACCACAGAAACUAUGACAGUUCAACGUGGUGCGGAAUCAGCAUUCUUCACCAACUUGACUGAAGUGGAGAACGAAUUACUAUCGACGAGAUGGAUCGAAAAACAAAGAAUGGAAGUCGAGAAAAUGUUGAGUCAGUGGACAGAAGUUCCAACAACAGAAGAAGCAGUCGCCGCCUGGAAUUCCCUUAGCGCCGUUACCGAUGCUCCAGCACGAGAUCUCUCUGAAAAACUGAGAUUGGUCCUUGAACCAACACAAGCAUCUAGGUUGAAGGGCGACUACCGCACGGGCAGAAGAAUCAACAUGAGAAAGAUUAUACCUUACAUUGCCAGUCAGUUCAGAAAAGACAAAAUCUGGCUUCGACGAACAAAACCUUCAAAGAGAGAUUAUCAAAUCGUACUGGCUAUUGAUGACUCUAGCAGUAUGGCAGAUAAUCAUUCUAAGGAGUUGGCCUUUGAAUCAUUAUCAUUAAUCAGUAAGGCUAUGACUUACCUAGAGGCUGGACAGCUGUCGGUCCUUAGCUUUGGAGAAGAGAUAAAUGUACUGCAUCCAUUGGGUGAAACUUUCAGCGAACACAGUGGCUCAAGAUUAGUACAAAAAAUGAGAUUUGAACAGAAGAAAACUAUGGUUGGUGAACUAGUCAAUUUUACUGUGGACAUGUUUCAAAGUCAGAGUAAUUCAACUGAUAAUGCAAAACUGCUGGUUGUUCUGUCCGAUGGUAGAGGUAUUUUCUCAGAAGGCACAGAAAAAGUUAAUCUUGCUGUAAGAAGAGCUCGCUUAGCUGAUAUAUUUUUAGUAUUUAUAAUCGUAGACAAUCCUUUAAAUAAGGAUUCUAUAUUGGAUAUUAGAAUGCCCGUCUUUCAAGGGGGUAAAUUAAUUGCAAUUAAUUCUUACAUGGAUAGUUUUCCUUUCCCAUUUUAUAUGAUACUAAGAGACAUCAACGCUUUGCCAGGAGUUUUAAGUGAUGCCCUAAGGCAAUGGUUUGAAGUAGUUGGAAAAAUUGACACGUAAAAUAUUUUACACAUCAAUGAACUGAUUUUUGUUUUUAUAAUUAAAUUUCGUAGUUUUGUUGUAAAUAUUUUCGAUUUGUCAAUGUAAAUAAAUAUUUUUUCUACACUGUA
Messenger RNA from Nasonia vitripennis (jewel wasp), 16458 nucleotides. Its product is annotated as midasin. The record is from RefSeq and is a predicted model, not a curated record. The transcript has 26 exons. Gene Ontology annotation, cellular component: preribosome, large subunit precursor; nucleus. Gene Ontology annotation, molecular function: ATP hydrolysis activity; ATP binding. Gene Ontology annotation, biological process: rRNA processing; ribosomal large subunit assembly. Bases 224 to 16348 code for a protein of 5374 amino acids. NCBI's taxonomy places the organism in Eukaryota, Metazoa, Arthropoda, Insecta, Hymenoptera, Pteromalidae.